CAUUCGAGACAAACUCGUAGAGUCGUCACCAGCUAGUUGCAAUAUACUCCUGGGACCGUUACUGUUGGAUUUGGCAGGUGGUCAGAGAGGGCAGUCCAGGGGUGACUAAUGGCUUGGCACCAGGAUUCUCAGGAUCAGGAACAGGCAGGGAACUUCUGGAAGAACACAGAGCCACCUGAACUCCCAACUUCCGUUCCCACGCAGAAGAACGAAACAACAGCCACGGCAGACACGUCAAAACCGACCGAUAUAUCGCCAUGACCACUGUCAACGAAGAUGUCAAACUCACCGGCCCUGACAAUUGGAAGGCCUGGAACGAGCGAUUCAGGUCCGAGGCGGCGACUAGAGACCUUUGGGAGCUCAUUAACCCCAAGAGCUCUUCGGUUGGCGAAUUCAAGACCGCACCCAUUAAACCAGCCAUUCAGGACUACCCAAAGCGCCUUGAUCGCGCCGACGCGCCUCCCGCGCGGAGCACACGCGCAGGAAGUGCCACUUCAAGUAAUACCGUAGGGGAAUCGCAAGCCCUGACUCUCGGUCCCCCGGUAGAAGAGAUCGACAGACGAAACCCACCGCGGAACACCAGCGAGAUGACCGCCCUUGGUCGCGAUGCAUACAAGACCGACCUCUCGGAAUACCACUUCGAGUGGCGACUCUACGAAGCUGAGCGACAGAACCUCAACAGACUGACCGCGUGGAUGCGCCAAACGAUAGCUCCUCAGCUCUACGAUACCACCUGCAAGGCCGACAGAACCAUUGACCAGUGGUACGCAGCCCUCAAGGAACGCGCUGGCUCAGACGACCGCGAAGAACUCCAGCGGGCCAUGACCCGGUACAACGCCGCCAUCAUACCGUUAACUCGCAGGCCGAAAGACAUGCUGAACUGGCUCGCGAACUGGGAAACAGCUCUCUUAGGUGCACAAGAGGUCAAUCUACCUGGUUCAAGCGGCUCCCAGCUCUGGUGGUUGCAGUUCGAGUCUGCUGUCAAAGGUGCCGGAUACGAAUCCUGGUGCGAAUCGUACUACAUCAGCAACCAAGAAGCCAUCGACAACGACAAGCUCACGCUACGCAAGCUCUCGAAAGACUUCAGCAACCGCAUACACAAGGACACCAACAAUCGCCCAGG
This is a messenger RNA of Parathielavia appendiculata, 1123 nucleotides long. RefSeq lists its product as uncharacterized. Lineage: Eukaryota; Fungi; Ascomycota; Sordariomycetes; Sordariales; Chaetomiaceae. The transcript is spliced from 2 exons. The annotation marks the transcript as partial. The record is from RefSeq and is a predicted model, not a curated record.